Molecule: messenger RNA, 955 nt
Organism: Mesocricetus auratus (golden hamster)
Lineage: Eukaryota; Metazoa; Chordata; Mammalia; Rodentia; Cricetidae
Gene: Nol7
Product: nucleolar protein 7
Exons: 8
Coding region: 39-800 (253 amino acids)
Cellular component (GO): nucleus
Molecular function (GO): RNA binding
Source: RefSeq, a predicted model, not a curated record
CCGGGUUAAGGGUCAAGGCAGCCCUCUUCCCGUUGGCCAUGGUGCAGCUGCGGCCGCGUUCGUCGCGUGUCCCCGCGCCGGCGGAGGCGAUGGUGGACGAGGACCAGCUCGGCCCGGAGGAGGAGGAGGAGGCGGAGCAUGGCCUGCUCCUCGGGCAGCCCAGUAGCGGCGCGGCCGCCGAGCCGCUGGACGAGGACGACGACGACGACGCCCCGGAGGAGCUGACUUUCGCCUGCGCUCAGGCGGAAGCGCGGGAGGAGGAGCUGCGCGUGCGUGAGAGUGUCCGCAGGGAUAAAACGCUGCUGAAGGAGAAGAGGAAGCGGCGCGAGGAGCUGUUCAUCGAGCAGAAGAAAAGAAAGUUGCUGCCAGAUGCUGUUUUAGAGCAACUAACUACAGCUUCAGAAGCCGACAUAAAGAAAUCACAAGAAAACGUGAAAGUUCAUUUGAAAAAGGAAAGCGAACACAUUGCAAAAGGAAGAAAUUCCAAGAAAGUUAAAAUACAAGAAGUUCACUCUGCCAGUCAGAAUAAAAGCUACUUGGCUGUAAGGCUAAAAGAUCAAGAACUGAGAGACUCAAGGCAAGAAGCAGCCAAACACUUCAUCCAUAAUUGCUUAUAUGGUUCAGAAUCAAAGAGGACUACUGUAAACAAGUUCCUGUCACUGAACAACAAGAGGCUACCAGUGAAAAAGGCUGCAGCCCAGUUUCUCAAUAGUACAUGGGGUGCUCAGAAACAACAAAAUGCCAGGAGGUUUAAAAAACGGUGGAUGGCUAGAAAGAUGAAAAAGAAAACUUACAAGUGAAUUGACGUAAAGCUCAAUGAAGAACCUGUACUUUGUAUUUUUAGAAUUUAAGGGUAUUUGGGGUGAAGAAGAUUGAUGUCUUAAAAUGUAGCCAUCCGCAAAUCAUUGUAAAGGACCAUUAUAAAAACCAUAAACGUUUUUGUCUGGGAAAGUAA